Messenger RNA from Brachypodium distachyon (stiff brome), 901 nucleotides. RefSeq names its product putative F-box/LRR-repeat protein At3g28410. The coding region runs from base 191 to 901 and encodes 236 amino acids. NCBI's taxonomy places the organism in Eukaryota, Viridiplantae, Streptophyta, Magnoliopsida, Poales, Poaceae. Gene Ontology annotation, molecular function: protein binding. The transcript has 3 exons. The record is from RefSeq and is a predicted model, not a curated record.
UUUCUCUCGGCCGCCAAAAAUAACAGAACAGCUCACACGAUCUAACUUUGGUUCCUAAUCCGAUCUAACUUUGGUUCCUAAUCCGCUUGGUACUACGUGCAGCAUGCAAACUAACCUCCUAUGUAUCGCAGUUUUGAACCCACAACUAUAAAGCCCUAAUUACUUGCCGCAAAACGCGUCGUCAUCCUCGAUGAUGGACGAUCACGUGGAGACGGAGCAUGGCGGCGGCUGCGGCGGCGGGGGCCGGGACCGGCUCAGCGGCCUCCCGGAAGACCUCAUCCACGGCAUCCUCCUCCGCCUCGGCUCGCUCCCGGCCGCCGCGCGCACCAGCGGGCUCUCCCGCCGCUGGCGCCACGUCUGGGCCACCCUCCCGGAGCUCGACCUCGUCGGCCCGCUCCACCCGGACCCCGGCCCGCAGCCCAUCAGCUCCUUCCUCCGCGCCGUCGACGCCGCGCUCGCCGCCUACACGGCCCCGACCCUCGCCCACCUCGCCAUCGCCAUGCCGGAGCCGCCGCCCCUCCGCCCCAACGGCUCCGGCUUCGUCCCCUUCCACGUCCCCGGCCCCCGCGUCUCCUCCUGGCUCCGCUUCGCCGCGGCCCGCGUGGUCGGCUCCUUCUCCCUCGCCAUGGACGAGCUCGAGCUGCCCCCGUGCGGGACGGCCAAGGAGAUGGCGCUCUUCCUCGAAGGCUUCGUGCUCCGGCUCCGCCCCGCGGGGCUCUUCGCGGACCUCACGAUCCUCACCAUCCACUCGGCCGCCAUGGACGGCCCCGAGCUGGCCGCCUUCGUGUCCGCCAUGUGCCCGCGGCUCACGGACCUCACACUGCGCGACAUCGCCAUCGUCCGCUGCUUCGACGCCCGCCACGACGCCUCCAUACGUUCCGCCUCGCUCAGACAUUUGUAG